AUGUCAAACACCAGAUCCCUCUUCUCCCGGGGCGGCUCUCGCAAAAAUGACCGCCUCUCCAGCUCCAGCCACGAGCUGCCGCGCUGGAGGACUCCUUCGCCUAUGGCCGCCUCUGUCAUCCCUCCGCCCAUCGUCCAAAGCACCUACGCGCUUCCGCAAAGACAUGCGGCGCAACCCGUGGUCAUGAGAAAGCCUACGCCUCAGCAAGACCGGCAGAGCGAGCUAGAAGCAGAUCUACAGUACCUCCUCGACGCGCAAGCAGAUGGCCUACUGGGAGGACUGGAGUCCGGCGUCUCCGGCUUGAUUGAUGAUCGGGCGUCGAACGGGAGCACAACACCUACUGCGCAAAGUGUACGGAGCACCUCUGCAAGAACUAGCGUUCGACGGAAACCUGGUGUUAGAAGCGCGAGGAAGGGCAUCCACAACUCUAUUGUCGCGCUGUCUACGGUCAAAGCAGAGGAAUUGGAGGAUAUUGACGAUGAGGUACGCUCGCGAGAUCAGACGAUUGAGAAGAUCGAUGGAUGGCAGGAGAAGAGGCAACGACUGCGGGAAGCGUCUAAGAAUCUAGACUCCAACGAGGACACCGUGCGCAGUCAGAGGCUACGGCAGGAAGCAGAUGUGUUGCAGGAGGAGAUCAACCACGUGGAGCUACAGCUGGCGGACAUGAAGGCACGUCAAAGAAAGCUGUUGCGAGAGGUCGCGGCUGCUGAGAACGCGGUUCAGGCGAAGAUGGCAUCGUAUACGUCAAGUCUGCGGCUGCUGGAGGAGGAAGUGCAGCAAUACCUCUCGACGAAUCCAGGAACCCCAACACCCCAGCGAAAGUCAGACGCUCAAUCUGCGACGGUAUGGCAGCUACCUCCCAAGCGCCGGACCCUCGACAUGGCCAAGCAGUACUGGAGCGACGAGCGGAGCAUGUCCGAGCAGCAGCGUGAGAGCGUGAGACUUGAGAAGACAGCUCUCGACGAAGGCGCAGUGAUGUGGAAAGAAGCGGUGAUUUCGAUUUCGGAUUUCGAACGUACUCUGCGCAUGGAUAUGGCCAAACAAGCCGAAGAGCGUACGGCUCCCGGACUCUCGGCUAGCAGCUCGCCGUUGCAGCACGAUCAACGCUGUAGCCACGAGGUGCUGGAACAAAUGGACCGGCUCAUCUCCGCUCUGCAAAAGAAGUUCGAGCUAGCAAGAGAGCGUAAUUGGAAUCUCCUUAUCGCCGCCAUCGGUGCUGAGAUAGACGCUCUUAAGCAAGGUAGACUGCUCUUGGGAGGUGAAAGCGCAUCAGAGGAGCCUUCAGACGAGCAGCCUGAUGCAGCGCAGAGCGCGUCUCCUGAUCAUGAUCUCGAUCUCGGUUCGGAAGAUGAGUUGCAGGCAUCAGCGCAGAGCUCCGCGACGGCCAGGAGGCACACCAGCAAUGGCGUGGCUCCAGAAGAUGAUCCCGACCCUGAGCUACUGUUCUCCAGGCAUGACUUGGACUCGGAGUGA
Saxophila tyrrhenica is the source of this 1473-nucleotide messenger RNA. RefSeq lists its product as uncharacterized. Bases 1 to 1473 code for a protein of 490 amino acids. Lineage: Eukaryota; Fungi; Ascomycota; Dothideomycetes; Mycosphaerellales; Extremaceae. The transcript has a single exon. The record is from RefSeq and is a predicted model, not a curated record.